This is a messenger RNA of Cercospora beticola, 1052 nucleotides long. It is a transcript of the gene SPC24, whose product is annotated as kinetochore-associated Ndc80 complex subunit SPC24. Gene Ontology annotation, molecular function: microtubule binding. Gene Ontology annotation, cellular component: Ndc80 complex. NCBI's taxonomy places the organism in Eukaryota, Fungi, Ascomycota, Dothideomycetes, Mycosphaerellales, Mycosphaerellaceae. Gene Ontology annotation, biological process: chromosome segregation. The record is from RefSeq and is a predicted model, not a curated record.
CUUUGAACAACCACAUCGGCAUUCAACAGCACACGAGAUACAGACGCCGAAGCACGAUCAAAAAUUGGAGAAUCUGUUCCUGUUUGCCAAGGACCAAAGAGCAGAUCAUCAGAGGCCACACGAGACCGGCAAGAUGGUGCUCUUCGACGAAGAUCCGGUGGAGCUCAUGGCAGAGGCCACAAACAAAUUUCACAUUACCCCAGACAAAGACUCCCUCACCAGAGUUCACGAAUCUCUACACGCCCUACACCAAGCUCGGGCUCUCCGCCUCGACAACCAAACCACGAUCCUCUCCUCGUUGUCGCGCAAACUCAACAAAGUCCACUCGUCGCACAAUUACGAUGUCGAACGCCACGAUGCAGGCCAACACGCGCAGAAUAUGCUCAAAAUGGACACUGAAAAGUUCCGGAUCGCCAAAGGCGUGAAUGAUGCAGAAAUUAAGAGCGAGAGAUUAUCAGGAGAAUUGGCAGCGCUGAGACAGCAGCUAGAGACUUUGGAGAGGGAGGGUGUAGAAGGUGGAAGGAAGGCAGAUAUGGCGGAGGAUGAGGUCGUCUUGAAACUGCAAUUCUAUCGGAGUCUGGGGAUUGAUGCGAGGAGGGACGAGGGAAAUGGAGACUUCAAGAAGGCUGUGAUCAGGAAUGGGGACAGGGGAGAUGUAACGGUUCUUGACCUGAAGGACGGCAGAGUCGACGUAAACGCGUUUUGGGACGCAUUGUGAGUGCUGGGCGGGCAUUUGCAUUUGGGCUGGCGUACUGGCGUUGAGGAACCAAGAUACCAGGUCUGUUUAUCUAUGACGGUACUCAUGUCUUGCAACGAAUAUUUCACUCGGGAUAUCUGCAUGCUCUUCGCCCCUGAUUUUUCCAUUUGAGCAUUUGUCGAGUACUUUUAUGUUGUUGCCAUUCAUCGCAGUCCAUCUGGAGAACCAUCUGCUAUGCCAAGGGCGGAUGAAUCGGUGAACUGAAGUCACCCGCGGCUUGAUCACCCUUAACCCCCACGGCCUCGUAUUCUGGUCGACUUCACCUGUUGUUGUUUCCUAAGCUCGAAUAUUUCCC